GAAAACCAUAAAUUUCACACCUGAGACUCUCGCGGCCCGGUACCAAAUGACUCACGGGCCGGUCCGUGGCCCGGGGGUUGGGGACCGCUGCUCUAAGUGACUUCUAAGUUCAGUGACUUUAAUUAGUUACCACACAGCGAUCAGCUAUAGUUUCUUUUACUGCGACACCUGUCAAAGCACCAUUGAUGUGAGUGAGGAAACUAUCCAUUCAGACCAAAUGGAGAAACUGAACCAUCUCCUCUGGACUCCUCGUUGCCAUCCUGAUGCUGGUGGAAGGCUAAAAUCCAGCCCGAGCUGGUUAGUUCUCCUGUUCGUCUUUUGCUGAGCUGAGAACUUUCUCCAUCAUUGCGUGUACUUUCAUCCACUACCUGUUUAACUGCAUUUUCAGAAUGAACACCUUAAUGAGUCACUAUCCAGUCUCAAGGUAUAAAGUGGUAAUACUCAACGCUUGCUGGUUAGCUUUAAUAGCCUUCUCAUAAUCGUUUACACAACAUCAUAGCUGUUAAGUCUUCGCUUUCUCCUGAUAAUUUUUGUUAAUUUCAUUGGAAUUUUUGAAUUUUUCUUUUUUUUAAAUUAUUAUUAAAUGUUUUUACAUCUUUAUUUAAGCCUACGUAGUCUAUUUUCAUGAAUGAAACUGAUUUGGACUGCUUGGCCAACAGUGUAGCUAUAAAACCUGACAUCUCAGCUUUUGCACUAAAACCAGUGGCAGCUGUGGUUUCUGAGUUACAGUAUCUCAAGAUAAUUAAUCCCGUAAUCAUGAAAUAAACUGUUUACCCGGGAUCACCGCUUAAUUGUCCAAUUUAGUUUAGAUAACAAACUUUAUCCUAAGGAUAAAGGGAAGAGCUCUUUAAUGAAAGCAGCUUGUAAAGGUCAUGGUGUACAGAAGCUUGUUGUCCCAAGAUAAGCACACAUUUAUCAUAUUUAGACAACAGUUUUUUAUUAUGUAGCAACAGCGCAGUAAUUCAAGUGCAGUCAAGUCAUAGGCUUAAAAAGACUGAAAAGCCCCAUUUGUCAUCUCUGUGGAUACGUAAUGAUAUAAUUGGGUCAUGUCAACCAUGAGAUUGCAGUUUCAAGUCAUGUGAGAGGCCUAAAGAUUUGUGUUCUCUUUUGAUGUGAGGGUUGCUCUGUGAUUGAAGAACAGUAGGAUGCAGUGCAACAAGUCCUAAAAGCCUGCUCGCACUCGUGUAUUUUUUUCCUGCUGCACUCUUACAGCAGUACGGACUGGCUCCUAAAUUUUCUACUCGGAGAUUCAACAUUUUAUUAAUGCUCUUCUGACUAUGCCAUUAAUUGUAGAUCUCAUUAAUGCUCAUUUGGCUUGUGACAGCCUCCGUAUAACAUCAGCAGACAUACCCGGCCAUUGACUGUCACAGCAGCGUGCACAGAUCACCAGCAUUAGAAGAAAAACCAUCAGGGAGUUUAAGCGCCAUGACUGCAUUUUGGAAGCAUAUUCGACUAAAAUGGAAGCACUGUAGGAGGCCGAGUCGCCUUGCUUACUUGUACUUCCCCUUUUGAAGUGCAUGAGUCAAGGCACUUAACAAGUGUUUGAAGUCUCAAUGUAAUGAGAAGAAAAAAGAUGAUGAAGUGUGUGUGUGAGAGAGAGAGAGAGGAACAGGCUCUGUCCACCUUUGUGUGGGCAGUUAUAUCAGUUUAGACUGUAUAGCACAAAAUUGUGCCACUAACUGCGGAUAUAUCACAUCAGGGAUAAAGGAUUUUGUGUGUAUGCACGUGACCGAGGUAACAGCUGUGUCUGGGCCAAAGAGGGGGCAAUGGUGGACUCUGAUAAAGAGACGGGGCAAAGAGACAAUGAGAGAGAAGAGGAGGAGGUAGAGACAAAGAGGGAGAAUGGGAAAGAAAGCAGAUGGGUGUUUUUUGGUGUGGAGCCCUUCCCCUCCCUGCUCCCCCCACCCCAAUGUUUUCUCCAUGUUGAGCCUGUGUGCCACACCCAUGUCUAAUAGUGUUAAUAAUAUUCUCUUCACACACCCUCCCCAAAUCUGUCAGCACACACGGAUGUUUCUGCUGGUUUUACUCUUCUUCAUUUUAAGACAUAAACUUAAAGGGGAGAAGAAUAACCAAAGAUGAUCAGCGGUGUAGUUUCCACUUGUGAUAGAACGUAAACAUUCUGUUGCACAAUCCCUUUACAGUAAAUCACAAGUACUUUGACAUUAGAUUAAGGUCCACUUGUGUGGGAUGACAGAGUAAUAAUCCUUUACGAUAACAAACAAUGGGGACAAAGUAUUUUAGCACUGUAAUGUAGUUCACCACAAGCCAUUUGCUUGCUCGAUCAAGGGGCAAUGGUACUGGUCUUUAUAUGAAUUAUAUUUUAUAGAAGAUGUAAUAAUUACCAUAUAACUACAUCUGGUUCAUGCACUGGCUAUUAAAGUUGGCAUUGACCUGUGAAGGGCGAACCCAAUGCAGAAGUGUCUUGAACCUACAUUCUUUUUAAUGACCAGCAGGGGGCGAAUACCGUGGUUGCAAAAAACCCGCAGGUUUUGUAGAAGUCUCUGAGAAAACAGUCCUUUGCUCUCUUGCUAUAUGAUCCCAGUAAAAAACGCCCUUUAAAUGUUCAAGUCUUAAUAAAUUUUGAUGGUCAUCUUAUUAUAACAACACAAAAAAAUGGUUAUCUAAUUUGGUAACGACUUAGUGUAUCAAUCACAAGAUUUGCGUUUAUAGUCAGAUCUCCUCUUGACUUCUAGUUUCAAAAAGUGAAGAGGGCGAUGGUGGAAACACUCAGCUCAAGGCUUCACAGCAAAACGUAAGAAACCAAUGGUUGACCUCACAGUGCCCAUCUCCAUCUUUUAUAUACAGCCUAUUAGUGACGACAGAUGACGCACUCAAAAACUAUAUCAUUGUUGAGUUAAUUAUUAAGUCGCUGAAUGAAAAAAGCACUGAAGAUUUAGUAUUUAUUUAUUUGUUUAUUGAAGACCAAUUAAAAAUAACUCAAAAUAACAGUUCGUUUGUAACCAUCCAGCUGAAAUCCAUUCACAAGAAUCGAAAUUCUUAUCCUUAUUAUCCUGAUUCUUUUUCACCCACUCUGGAAGCUGACCCAAAUAUCAGUUGGCUGAUAGUGACAGCGACUGAUCGCAUUUGUCUCUAUGCAGGAAAACUUGUGUAUAGAAUAUAAUGCAUUCAGAGGGUAAUUUUAGAAACACAAAUGCACAAAUCUGACUGUUUCCACAUUUGUAGCUGUGGCACAUUCAGUAGAGCAUCAGUUAAAGGUGUGAAGACAGGUGUUGUCUUCACAGUCUUCACUAGUUUGUGAUGUACAUUGGUGGAAAUUGCUGGAGCCUAUCCCAGCUUAAAUAGGGUGAAAGGUGGGCUACAUGCUGGAUAGGUUGGCAGUCCAUUACGGGAUUAACACAGAGAGAUAAACAACCAAACAAUUUGAUAUAUCAAUAUCAGAAUUUUCCUCCCCCUUAAAAUAAGCAAAUGAAGUAUCAGAUGGACUCAGUAUCAGUAGUAACAGCAAUUGUAGCAGUAAUAACUGGAAAUGUACAGUAGGCUGUUGUUGUAAUGGUUGUAGUAAUACAAGUAGCAGAGGUGUUAAAGUGUUCAGCAGGCACAGCAAUGUGCCUUUAACACAGCAACUAAACUCAAGACUGCUUGCCAUGCAGGACCGCAUUUACUUCAGUGAAUAAGUCACCAGCAGAUGGUUGGAAGUUGCUGUGAUACUUCCUGUAUUACUAAGAAAAAUACACAACUGAGGACAUAAUCAAUACAUUGUUCACGUCAACGGCACUUAUGAUUAACAGACACACGAGUGUGAAUCAACUGUUGUGCUCGGUGGCAUUUUUCAGCUCAUGUGUCUGUAUGAAUUUAGAGAGCCUGAUGAUAUGAAAAUGCACCUCGUGUUGUCCUGCUGAGUAUAAAUGGAACAUGAUGUUCGUGAUCUAAUUCUGGUGACUGCCAUAAUCCCCGUGUUACCACCCAAAGGUGCAACACAGUGAUGGAUGAAAGCGCGGUGAUGGAUGGAUGCAGCUUCAUGCGCUGGGUGUUGAGUUGGACCAGUGAACUCACCGUGAGUCAGGUUCACAGUUAUAGUGGCACACACACACACUCACACACACACACACACACGCACACAACCUGAUAUGUGAUGAGUAAGUUAUCUAGUUCCUGGUCUGACAUGAGAACCUCGGAAAAAAUGAAAUAAUUGAAUGGCAGGAAAAUAUGUAGAAUCGGAGAGACAAAAACAGAGGCACAGGAAGAAAAUUAAGGUUAAGGCAUCAGCAAAAACUUUUACUCAGUGAGGGAAAUAAAAGAGCAAAGGAGAAAUAAAUAGAUAAAUGGAGGGAGGGAGGGAUAUUGUGGGUGCAGCUCUCUCCAGUUGGUGUUGCUAUGGCCCUGCCCUCCCUGCUCACUGAGCCAUUUCCUGUUUUUGACCUGAAAUCUUUAUUUAGAGCCAUCCCUCCUCGCUGCUCUGCAUUCAUGAGUCAACUCAGAGUCCAGAGAGAUGAACGCGCUACUAAAAUCAGAUCUCCAUUCACCACAGAAACUACGUAUGCACCCUGGCUAACCCACUGGUUAUCUGUACAGCAGCCGGGGCUUCAUUCGGAUAUAUGUUCGGUAAAGGUGCGAAGCGAAAGCUGGACGAGGAUGAAGAGGGGCUGGAAGGCAAAACGCUGGAGGCGCCGGUGGCGGGAGGGGGGCUAGGCGUCACUCCAGAAGGUCUUUCGAAGGUGUCGUACACCUUGCAGCGGCAGACCAUCUUUAACAUCUCUCUGAUGAAGCUGUACAGCCAACGGCCGCUGGGAGAACCCAGCCUGGAGCGCCGCGUCCUCAUCAACAACAUGCUCCGCCGCAUCCAGGACGAACUCAAGCAAGAGGGCUCCCUGCGGCCACUUCUCCUUCCGCCCUCACCGCCACCCGACGACCCCAUGGACGAAGGCUUCCGUGAGGCGCCGCCAUCUUUCGGCGUUCUGUCAGCGGCAACGAGCACACAGGUAUCCCAGCCUUCUGCACUGCUGAUGCCAGCGAUUGCUCCUCCGCCUUCACCCCACCCAAUGGUGCCUCCCAACUGCCAGGUAUCCCAGGCCUGCCCCAGCCGUCUGGAGGCCUGUCCUGCCCCUUUGGAGGCCUGCCUCACUCCUGCCUCUUUACUGGAGGAGGAUGGUGGAGAUUCAGCCUUUUGCGCGGUAUCUCCACCCACCCCUCCGCUGUCACCACCCCCAGUGCAGCCUCCCAUUUCAGCACCUCUGAGCCAGGCCCCCUCUGUCCCUGUGCCUGUCUUUUCCUCCUCUCUGAGUGACAUGGAGUUGGGUCCUCCUACAGCCAUAACAAGGACAGCAGCAGCUAAUACUACGACCAUGACUACCUCCCCAGCUCCCACACCAACCACCCAACCCCUCCCACCUACACCCACCGGCUCACCCAGAGACUGCAGGACUACGGGUGCUAAACCAGAGGCAGCUGCUGUUUUCCUAGUGGAAGGCCGCUGUGCUGAGCUCCGGCCAAUGGACACUCUCCCUGCAGUGCCCCCAGGUGGCCUGGUAGACGUUUCCUCCUCUCCUUCUUGUCCCCCGUCCUCUUCCUCGCCCUCGCCCUUUCUCUCAGACUUGGCGUUGGAUGAUGUCCUGUUCGCCGACAUUGACACAUCCAUGUAUGACUUUGACCCUUGCACGACAGCAGGGGGAGCAGGGGGUGGGACAGCAAGCACCGGCGGCCUCGCCAAAGUGUCGCCAGUGGUGACGGCGGACGACCUACUCAAAUCAUUGGGGGCACCGUACAGCGGCCCUGCCCCCCAGGUUUCAGCCAAUCAGCCUUUCAAAAUUGAUCUGACAGAAUUGGACCACAUCAUGGAGGUGUUGGUGGGCUCCUGACUCAAGGAUGCCCCCCCGAUGAGAAACAGUUUAAUCAGACUGGAAUGAAAACGUGGGAUCGAUUUUUUUCCUGGUUGUUGUUUUUACAUUGUUUUUUUUUAAAACUCUCUUCAAAAGUCGGUAAUUGUAAACAUCGAUGGUGAUGUCAGUUAGUACUACUAUGACAACUACUACUACUACUACACAACACUGUGCAUGCACUGUCCUCGCCUUUCCAAAUAUGGAAAAGAAGUAACCGGGAAACAAACACAUAUAAUUGUAUUUCUAUACUUGUGAGGACCUCCUUUGACUUCCUUCAUUCCCGAAACCUAAUCCUCUUUGUAAUCUUUAACUUUAAUCUAAGCCUUAACCCUAAGGAGUAACUGUAAAUAGAAGCAAUGAAAUUGUCCUUGUUGUGGACAACUCUAUCUACCCUUGUGGGGACACUUACUCCUCACAGGUAAAGAAAUACAAGCAUAAACAUGAGACACACACACACACACUGUAAUUAUGGCUUUUAGCAGAUGAGUGCCUUUCAAAAUGACCACUUAUUCAAUUCCUGUUUUUACAGUAUUUUUUUUUUUCGUUUUAACAGCCUAGAGAGGUCACUCCUUAAUGUUUUUUGUUUAAUUUAUUGUAUUGAAACUAUCGUUAAGUAAGGUAAUUUCUCAUGAUCAAAUAGUAAUUAUUUAAUCUCUAUCUUAUUACAGAUGCUAUGUUUUAUUUGUAAAGCAAGCAUAAAAAGGAAUAUGUAGUUUUACCAGUGUGCUAGAUGACAUAUUAGCUUGGCUAUACGAUUACAGUUUGGGAGUGGCUCUGCGACGCCUCGCCGAUGUUUUGGUAAACUCUUUUUUGUACUUCUCCUUAUCAGCAAGCACAUAUAACUGUGCUGGAUGCUGUUUUACAUGAGUUCGGUCAUAUGAGCUGGUUAUCAUGAUUCACUUGCAGCAGAAUUCAAAUGAGCUACACCCACAGGGGAAAGCUCGGCGUGUUUACAUUAGAGGCAACAGCAGCAGCAGCAGCAGCAGCAGCACCGACUCAUGGCUCCCAGUCGGAUGUAGAUGAUGUGAAAAGUGCAGCCUAAGCAGAGGCUUAGGGCUCACUACACGCAUGUUAAAUUUAGCUGCGCAGGCCUGAAAACAAAACAGCUGUUACCCCAUUGCAGGGAAAUUCACUGUGGUACCACUGCAACUCUUGGAAUUACACAAGAAAAAUGUGAGCGGUUAGUAGGACUAUUAUUUUUUGGGUGAGGUUUAGUUCCCUCUGAUUUAGCAACACAGGUGACUGGCAAAUUGUAGCAGGACAUACAGUAUUACACACCCCCUGAGUAUGUUUACUUGUGCUUAGAAUAGAAGCCCUAAAGUGCAAAAUCUCAUGGUUCUGCAGGACAAUUUUGAGAUUGCCUCAAAAAGCUCACGGGCCAGGAGGUCUAAAUCUGACUCGUAAAUAAUAAGAAUGCGGGUGAAGUAGGAAACCCAAACCACAGUGUUAACCUGAUACUGCAACCAUGCAAAGUGUUGUUUCAAAACACUUCCAACCCCCACCCAGCAGAGGUCACCAGUGAAUAUUUAUGGCACUAAAACACAAAACUGGCAGUUAAGUGAUUCUGAGUAACAGUUGUCUGUGGGUUUAUCACUGCAAGGUACAUAUUACACAGAAUCAUCUAGUGAAAGUAUAGAAGGGGCACCAGAGAGCACAGCUUUAGUGUUAGUCACCAUUGUAGCUGCUGUGUGCUGUAUUUUCUCAUCAUACAGCAUCUGUCAGAAGAAGCGUUUCUGGACACUGCAAUGAUCCAGAGGGCCGGGGAAUGCCACCGGUGGCUAUUUUGAUUAUGGAAGCGUUUUUCAGCAAGUCACCGUAAGAACCCCUGAACCCUCGUGUGUUUGCCAGCACAGCUUUGCGGUGGUCUCGCGGUAUUGUUCGAGAACAUUGUGUUCCAGUGGAAGAUCAUCAGCUUCCCAGGGUACAUUUGACUUCAACUAGCUUGUAAAAGAAUGGCAUUUUAAACCGAAGCAGAGUGUGAGCCGAGCACAUGGCAGCACCAACUAAUACCAUUUCUUGAUGACCGUAUCUUGUUGCUUUCACCAUAUUUAAAUUUUGGAGUGCUUGUUUUUCUUUCCUUUUUUUAAAUUGUCAAUGAAGUUAUUUAUUCGUAUGGAUUUUUCCCCCUUUUUUUGUAAAUAUAUUUAUUUUUUAUGUGAACAUUUGGAUUGUAAAUGUGUGUACAGAAUGUGUGGUAGGAAUGUACUUCAAAAAGGAAUGUAUCCGAGUGUGGAACUAUGGGGUGGAAGCCAUUUUUUUUAAUAUACAUAGGUAAUUAUAUUAUCUUGUUUAUGUUUAUGUUUGUUUUGUUGCAUUGUUAUUGUUUUUUGUUUUUUUGAUUUCUGGGGUGGCAGCCACAACUUUUUACAUCUUUUGUACUCUCUUGUUCAUCACUUUCCAGUUGAAGGCGAAGAGUUCAUGCAGCAAUACUCAAAAAGCCCAUCUCAAACCUUCAGAUGUCAAGUCUCCAAAGCCUGUCAGAUGCUCUGAUGCCAAAAGUAAUGUACAUAGUAUGAACAACAUUCAAGGUUCUGAGUCUUUUUCGAUCAGUGUUUGUCACCGAAUCGGUUUAAGCGCUGUCCGAGCGUGCGGCAAUUUCUAACCGCAGAUAAGGACUGACCACAGUCGAGGCUGAGUCCCUCUGCAAAGGCUGUAUUUUACACAGACCUCAGAGCUGUGCCUUUUUCUAUGCAAUAGAACACAAACACACAGAGAGAAAUUAUCAGCUGAUCA
Molecule: messenger RNA, 8570 nt
Organism: Haplochromis burtoni (Burton's mouthbrooder)
Lineage: Eukaryota; Metazoa; Chordata; Actinopteri; Cichliformes; Cichlidae
Gene: sertad2b
Product: SERTA domain containing 2b
Exons: 2
Coding region: 4557-5816 (419 amino acids)
Cellular component (GO): nucleus
Molecular function (GO): transcription regulator activity
Source: RefSeq, a predicted model, not a curated record